CCUAACUAUUCUAUGUUCCCUAGUCUACUCCGACCCGGUUUACAUAGAAGUUAAAAUUCACUGCAAUAUUCCCUAUAAAAAGUGAUGUGCUACACUCCAACUACAUGAAGAGGAUACGACCAUUCUAGGACACGACUUAUUGGCUCGAGAAUAUUUUUGUUCGUCGGAGAAUUGGCAGAGGUCCAACUACACCGUGUACCCUAGUGGAGACGCCCCCACGUCUGAAUACGAGUUCAUUUACUCAUUGAUUCAUGAUUGUUCUACGGACGGGAAAUUGUAUUGCACCAAGUCUUCCCAAUCUACAGAUGUCAGUGUGUCCGGAGUGCAACACGUAAAGUUCGGCAUUGAAGCUGACGAAAUAAGACGACCAGGUGAAUGUAUUUAAACAUAGAACAAAAAUACAUAUGUGUGAAAAAAAAACUGUUUUUUUUUAUUUUUGAGCCGAGACUUGACUUUUACGUGGUGUCAGGUUGUCCCAUCGCCCCACUGCACCCAAAAUGGCGCACAAAAAACACGAAAAAGUUGUUAGAAAAAUUUGGGGAGUUUUACAAAAAUCGACAAAAUGCUCUGUAACGUCUGAUUUUGAUUUUGAACGAAACAAAGUUUGUCAUCAAGAAACGGCCGAAAGCCAGCCUCAUAGCUUGAGGUGGACCAAUGGCUGACCUCUAUUUAAAAGCCGUGGGCCGAUUCGGUGUGCAACUCUUUGUGGGCCUUAAUCUUCCCAGAAUCUCCAUGAGAACUUCCACCGUUCCCAUCUAUCGGCUACCCUUUCAGCAUUGUCUUCAAUAUAUAAUUUCCACUAUUGGUAUAUUCCUUCACACAAAGUAUGCUCUUCCCCAUCCUCUUCCUAACUUUUCUAUGCUCACUAAUUCACGGCGACCCUAUUCACUUUGACGUUGCAAUCCACUGUGAUUCUUCGAUCAAAUUUUGGUGCGGAGAUAUUAUCAUUUACGAACAUGAUACAUGGACAUCUCACGACAUACUCCAACAAAAAAAGUUUUGCACGGCGGAAAAUGCAAAGGAUUACAAGUUCACUGUCAGUCCAGGUUGGGACUACUCAACACACUACGAGUUUGCCUACGUACUCCACCAUAAUUGCACUGCCGAAGGAAUGGAUCGAUGCCUACGACCUAACGAAAAAACCAAUGUAUGGACAUUUGGAGAACAUUCCAUCGAUUUCAACAUCCGUGCUUAUGAAAAUGGUCUUGCGAAGGUGUGUGAAGGUCCUAACGAGAACUAAUGUUAAUUUAAUGUUAAUUUAAUGUUGUGGAACAAAUGAAAAUUCUUAUAAAACAAA
Messenger RNA from Caenorhabditis elegans, 1297 nucleotides. RefSeq names its product DUF870 domain-containing protein (gene F47C12.6). The coding region runs from base 827 to 1240 and encodes 137 amino acids. The transcript is spliced from 7 exons. NCBI's taxonomy places the organism in Eukaryota, Metazoa, Nematoda, Chromadorea, Rhabditida, Rhabditidae. The record is from RefSeq and is marked reviewed.